GCCAACACAACACGUCAGCUGCCCUCUUGCCUUCCUCCGUCACUCCUCUGGUCAGACUCCUCCAAGCGUCUGACCUUUGAAUUCCCAUUUUCCAUCUCCGUGGACACUCGUAUCAACGACUAUCAGUCCAUUCCAUUUGUUCCCGACCGCCCCGAUUAGCGACUAGAUAAGGAACCAAUCUUCAACAGAAUGGGCUCCAUUGGCGAACAAUACCGCGGUCGACUGGCUGGAAAGAAUGCCAUCAUCACGGGGGCGGCAGGCGGCAUCGGCCUGGAGACUACAAUCCUCUUCCUCCGCGAGGGCGCCUCGGUCCUCAUGACCGACAUCUCCGACGCAGCUCUCGCCAAAGCCGUGGCGAAAGCCAAAGAACUGGCGCCGCAUAUGCCCGGCAAAGUCGACACGAUGCGAUGCGACGUCUCCAAGGAAUCCGACGUGCAGGCCAUCGUCGAGCACCUCGACAGCUGGGGCGGCGUGGACGUCAUGUUCAACAACGCGGGCAUCAUGCACGGCGAUGAUGAUGACGCCAUCGCCACCCCCGAGAAAAUCUGGGACCUGACGCAAAACAUCAACGUCAAAGGCGUGUGGUUCGGCAGCAAACAUGCCAUCCUCUCCCUGCGCAAACACAAAAAGUCGCGCGCAAGCAUCAUCAACACCGCCUCCGUCGUCGCGCUCGUCGGCUCCGCCACGCCGCAGCUGGCCUACACCGCCUCCAAAGGCGCCGUGCUCGCCAUGACGCGCGAGCUCGCCAUCGUGCAUGCGAAAGAAGGCUUCCGCUUCAACUCGCUGUGCCCCGCGCCGCUGAACACGCCGCUGCUGCAGGACUGGCUGGGGGAUGAUCGGGAGAAGCGGAUGCGCAGGGAGAUUCACUUUCCUACGGGACGGUUUGGGGAGGCGAUUGAGCUUGCGCAGGCGGCGUUGUUCCUUGCGAGCGAUGAAAGUAGUUUUGUCAAUGGGACGGAUUUUGUGGUUGAUGGGGGCAUGACGAAGGCUUAUGUUACGCCGCAAGGCCCGGCUACGCUUCCGCCUGCGAACUUGGCUCGUUAGAUGGACGGGGCGCACUUUGGGGUUCUGUUGGAGUUGGUCCGCUGUUCUUCUCGUUUUGCAUCUUGCGGGCUAAUGCAUGUUCUACAUGUCUUUUGGGCGAGACGACCUUCUGCUACCACACAUUGAAUCUAGAACAGUAGAAACCGCGGGGACCAGAAAUGCAAUUCAAAGCUUAUCGCUCAUUCAAACCA
Neohortaea acidophila is the source of this 1235-nucleotide messenger RNA. RefSeq lists its product as uncharacterized. Gene Ontology annotation, molecular function: oxidoreductase activity. The transcript is spliced from 4 exons. The coding region runs from base 190 to 1044 and encodes 284 amino acids. Lineage: Eukaryota; Fungi; Ascomycota; Dothideomycetes; Mycosphaerellales; Teratosphaeriaceae. The record is from RefSeq and is a predicted model, not a curated record.